This is a messenger RNA of Sceloporus undulatus (fence lizard), 5376 nucleotides long. RefSeq names its product cyclin dependent kinase like 5 (gene CDKL5). Gene Ontology annotation, molecular function: protein kinase activity; ATP binding. The coding region runs from base 371 to 3376 and encodes 1001 amino acids. Gene Ontology annotation, biological process: positive regulation of axon extension; regulation of dendrite development; protein phosphorylation. The transcript is spliced from 20 exons. Gene Ontology annotation, cellular component: dendrite cytoplasm; nucleus. Lineage: Eukaryota; Metazoa; Chordata; Lepidosauria; Squamata; Phrynosomatidae. The record is from RefSeq and is a predicted model, not a curated record.
CAUUUCCCUCGGCGGCAGGAGAAGGGGAGGCUGCUUUGGCUCAGAGAGCGGUGUCACGGAGGAGGAGGAGAAGGAAGAAGGGGCGGAGGAGGAGGCGGUGCUUUGAGUGUGAAACUUUGGAAUUAACUACAUCAAAACUUUGCUGGGAUCAUACUUUGUCAGAAUUAUUUUUCUCUAUGUGCCUGUCCUUGUUGAUGGUCUUACUCAUACAGAUUGUUGAAUGUGAGGAAUCUCCAACAAAGUUAAUGUUUGAACAUAAGAAAAUAUAGUCAACAGAUACAGAUUUCUUCUAUCAAAAACCUACAGUAAAGUCUUCACAUCCUUUCUAUGCCAUGUUGUGUGAUUGUAGUCCCAUGAGGAAUUUGUCUUCAUGAAGAUUCCUAACAUUGGUAAUGUGAUGAAUAAAUUUGAGAUCCUUGGGGUUGUAGGUGAAGGGGCCUAUGGAGUUGUACUUAAGUGCAGGCAUAAGGUACAAGCGGGCAAUAGCAAGUAUAUUUCUAUAUCGCUUACCGGUGUACUACCAGAGACACAUGAAAUUGUGGCCAUUAAGAAAUUCAAAGACAGUGAAGAAAAUGAAGAGGUCAAAGAAACCACCUUACGAGAACUUAAAAUGCUCCGUACUUUGAAACAGGAGAACAUAGUGGAACUAAAAGAAGCUUUCAGAAGGAGAGGAAAACUAUAUUUGGUGUUUGAGUAUGUAGAAAAAAAUAUGCUUGAACUGCUGGAAGAAAUGCCAAAUGGAGUCCCACCUGAAAAAGUAAAAAGCUAUAUAUACCAGCUAAUUAAAGCAAUUCAUUGGUGUCAUAAAAAUGAUAUUGUUCAUAGAGAUAUCAAGCCAGAGAAUCUCUUAAUAAGUCACAAUGAUAUUUUAAAAUUGUGUGACUUUGGUUUUGCACGGAAUUUGUCAGAAGGAAGCAAUGCUAAUUACACAGAGUAUGUGGCCACCAGGUGGUAUCGUUCACCUGAACUCUUGCUUGGAGCCCCUUAUGGCAAAUCGGUAGAUAUGUGGUCUGUAGGCUGUAUUCUUGGAGAACUGAGUGAUGGACAGCCAUUGUUUCCUGGAGAAAGUGAAAUUGACCAACUUUUUACAAUCCAAAAGGUGCUAGGACCACUUCCUGCAGAGCAAAUGAAGCUUUUCUACAGUAAUCCCCGUUUCCAUGGGCUACGGUUCCCAGCAGUCAACCAUCCACAAUCUUUGGAAAGGAGAUAUUUAGGAAUCUUAAGUGGCGUUUUACUUGACCUUAUGAAGAACUUGCUGAAACUGGAUCCAGCUGAUAGAUACUUGACAGAACAGUGUCUGAACCACCCAGCAUUCCAAACUCAGAGGCUCUUGGAUCGUUCACCCUCCCGGUCAUCUAAAAGAAAACCUUAUCAUGGAGAUAGCAACACCUUAUCCAACAGAAAUCAAGCUAGCAAAAGCACGGUUGUACAGUCACAUCACAGAUCAAACAGCAAAGAUAUAGGAGUUGGACUACAAAGAGAAGAAGCUCUUCCAACAACUGAAAGCUUUCUAAAUGGAAAUCUUCCUGUAACUGCACAUAGCCCAAUGCUUCCAAAAAAGUCAAACAACCCACCUGGAUCUGGAAGCAAGGAUCUAACUAAUAACAACAUACCACAUCUUCUGAGUCCAAAGGAAGCAAAGACAAAAACUGAAUUUGAUUUUAGUUCAGAUCCCAAGGCUUCAGAUGGUCCAGGUACAAAAUACCUAAAGUCAAAUUCCAGAUCUCAGCAUAAUCGACACUCAUUUAUGGAAAGUUCUCAAAGCAAAACUGGUACACUGCAACCAGGUGAAAGACACAGUCGUCACAGCUAUAUUGAUACUAUUCCUCAGUCUUCAAAGAGUCCCUCCUAUCGAACCAAAUCAAAAAGUCAUGGGGCUCUAACAGAUUCCAAAUCUGUGGGUAAUCUGUCUGAGGCUAGAGUUCAAGUUGCUGAACCAAACAACAGUAGGUAUUUUCCAUCCAGCUGCUUGGACUUGAACUCUCCUACCACAGCAGCACCACCUUGCCAUACUGACAACAGAACUUUGCUCAGUCCUUCUGGGAGAAAUAAUAGAAGUGAUGGUACACUUGAAUCCCGGAGACCAUCUACAAGACAUUCCAAAACCAUGGAGGAGUUGAAAUUGCCAGAUCACAUGGAUGGAAGCCAUUCACAUUCUUUAUCUGCUCCCCAUGAAUCUUUUUCUUAUGGUCUAGGUUACACAAGUCCUUUUUCUUCACAGCAGCGCCCUCAUAGACAUUCUAUGUAUGUGAGCCGGGACAGAGUGAGGACAAAGGGCUCAGAGGGUGGCUUAAGCGUAGGGCAAGGGAUGGCAGCCAGAGCAAAUAGCCUCCAACUGUUAUCUCCACAGGUGCAGCAUAAGUCACUCACAAGAUCUGUUGGCUCUUCGCGUGAAGACUGUACAGAAGAUACAAACAGGGGUGGAGCGUACCAUGAUCAGCACCCAGAUGAUGGAGCAUCCACAAAAGAAAAUAGAAUUCUGUAUAAUGAUCCUGUACCUAGAAGAGUUGGUAGCUUUUACAGAGUUCCAUCACCACGCCCAGAAGGAACAUUCCUAGAUAACAAUGCCUCAAAUAGAAUACCAUCACUACCUACAGAAAGCAGUAGUUUAACAAGCCAUUCAAAGAGACAAACUGCUUUUGAUCCCUGGAAAAGUCCUGAAAAUAUUCAUUCAGAACAACUCAAGGAAAAAGAAAAGCAAGGAUUUUUCAGGUCAAUAAAAAAGAAAAAAAAGAAAUCUCAAUCUACAGAAUUCAUCAACUCGGAGAAUCCAAGCAUCAAGAAAUCUCUCUUUCCUCUAUUUAAUUCAAAGAGUCACUUAAAGCAUAGCUCUUCCUUGAAAAAGAUUCCUGUGGUCACUCUGCCUAUGAUGCCUGGAAGUGACAAUCAGGAUCUCUUGUCACUACAGAAAGCGAUUCAUUCAUCUAAUCACCCAGUCAGCAGACAGAAGGAUUGGCAUUCUGAUAAGAUGACAGAAAUCCAAAGUCACAGCCAGCCUUUAAAGUCUCUUCGCAAGCUGUUACACCUUUCCUCCUCCUCAAAUCAUUCAAUUCCUUCUGAACCCAGAUUCCAACCUUUACCAAGCCAGCCUGCUAAAACUUCUUUUUCUGAAGUUCGAAUUCAUCCUAUAAGUCAAGCUUCUGCUUCUAGCAGCAGUAACAUGCGGCAAGAGUCCCAGUCAAAAGGCAGAACACUCCAGAUCCCGGGCCAGAUGGAUCCAAGUUGGCAUGUUUCCCCAGUGAACAGGAGUGCCAGUGAUGGGACUUCAUAUCCUGAUCAAAUGCCUUCUAAGAGUGGGCAAAAUGGGCAUACAUAUAACCGAACAAACCGAUCUCGAAUGCCAAACCUGAAUGAUCUAAAAGAGACUGCUUUGUAAUACUCCAGGAAAUGCUAUUGCAGGGAUUCACCUAGGGGUAUAGCGGUGGUGGUGACUGAAUUCUCAGCAUUAUAAAAGGUGUGCAAUAUGGAAUAUAUGGAGCUACUGUUCAGUUCCACGUCAGUAGGGAUCUUACAGUGAGAUGAACUUUAUUAAUUGCCAUUCAUCUAAUUGUAUGACAGAAGAAUGUGCACUUCAGGGAGAAUGAACUAUGUGCCCUUUUCUCUCAUUUUACAUUCCAGCCUAGUGCACAUCUGUCUCAAAGCUGUAUAGGCACUUUGGGGAGUUCAAAGAAAUGUCUUAUGCCCUUAUGAAAAAAUUUGCUGCCUACAUUUAAAAAGAAUAAAUAAAUAAAUAGGGUUUAUGUGAUACACUGGUAUCCCAAUAAGGGGUUAAAGUUCAGUUGUAUGUCUUUAUUUUUUUUAAACUUCCAUAUUUGAUAGGAUUUGUAAUCUUUAUUUAUGAUCUAUUAUUGUAUUGUUAUAAUCAUAUCUUAUGUUACAAUGUAAAAAAAUUUGAGCUGUUUGAAACAUUGUGAUGCAGUGCAGCAGCUACAGUACAGUAGUUUCUAUUAAAACUAACUAACCUAUAUUACAUCAGGAGCAUUUUUAUUACAUAUGUAUAUGUAUAUAUGAAGGAAUUCAUAUACAUUUACAUACAUACAUACAUAUAUAUAUAUAGUAAAUAACUGUCUUUUUAAAAAUUACUCAUUUAAAAGAAAAGUAUUGUUAUGACACUCUCUGCCAUAUUUUUAUACGUUUGUGAUAUAAAGUGCAGUAUUAUACUUCUAAUUAAAGGGAAUAGAAUGUGAAUUGAAAUAUGACUGUAACAAUAUGAAUUUUGCUCCAUUAUAUACAGUGACAUAGGGUUGUAUCCAGUGGUGUCCCUCCACUGAUGGAAGACUCUUGUAUCCAGUCAAGACUUCCACUCAUAUAAUGGGGAUGAAGGCAAUUUUUGCUCUUCCCCUCUCUCCUUUGCACCCCUCUCCGUUUUCCACCAGUCUCAUCUAGACCCUUUGGAACAGCAGUAGGAGUUAGCAUGGGGAAUUGUUCGGGGUAAGGGAGUGUUGGUGAAAAUAAUCUCUUUCCCUGUUCCACUGACAGAUUCAUUCUUAAGGAUGAAUGAUCCUUAUAUCAAUUGAAGGACACCAUUGGAUGCCCUGUUGAUAAUAAAAUACAGCAGUGAGACUAGAUUAUUGGCCUUUUCUCCCCCCCCCCCCCCCAAGAGGCAUAGCUCAAAUGUAUCAAGCUAUGAAACCAUGAAGUCAUAUAAAAAGUGGGUAUAUUCCCCCCCUAAGUCUGUGCUUACCUUUCCCCAUUGUGUUGUUGGAAGAUAAACAUCUGUGUCAUGGUGGCAGAAUCCCAGUGUUGCUUACAAUUCUCCAUCCAGGAGAAAUAACUCGUAAUAAGAGGUUAAAACAGAUGCUCUUCCAUUCUAUACAUGGGGUGAAGACCAAAGAGCCACAGCAUGAAAUGCAAGUGGCAAGCCAAAGUUGGCAUGACGCAGCACUGUAAAUCAUGGUAUAAGGUUUUAAGCCUAUGUAUAUUCUUUGCACUUUGUUUGAAAUUGUACAAAGCAGAAAGUAAAAUAUUGUAUUUAAAUGUAAGAGAGCUGUGGCACUUCCAUUUUGUUUCUAGGAUUUAAUUUUUUAAAGCCCUGUAACAUUGAUAUUUGAAUAUGGAAAGUUUGUGCUGAAGCUUAAUUUUCCCCCUAUAUCACUUAUAAGAAUAUUUCUGUAGACUUUAAAGCUUCACUCACUUCAGAGUGCUGGAUUUUUCUAUCUAUAGAACAUUAUUAAAAUGACUUUAAAAAGUGGACUUACAAUAUAGUAUAUGUAGAGCCUAAUAUUCCAUUUGCUUAUAAUUACUAUAACUCAGGAAAAAAACAAUUGGAAAAAUGUCAUCCCGUUAUGAAACUGAUGUAAAUGUGAUGAGGGUGCGGGAAUGGGAACAGAAGUGUCAGAAUAAUAUACCUUAAAUCAUUAAACCUGCACAACAGGA